This is a messenger RNA of Megalops cyprinoides (Indo-Pacific tarpon), 2186 nucleotides long. RefSeq names its product pyruvate dehydrogenase complex component X (gene pdhx). Gene Ontology annotation, cellular component: pyruvate dehydrogenase complex; mitochondrion. The transcript is spliced from 11 exons. Gene Ontology annotation, biological process: pyruvate decarboxylation to acetyl-CoA. NCBI's taxonomy places the organism in Eukaryota, Metazoa, Chordata, Actinopteri, Elopiformes, Megalopidae. The coding region runs from base 32 to 1546 and encodes 504 amino acids. The record is from RefSeq and is a predicted model, not a curated record. Gene Ontology annotation, molecular function: acyltransferase activity.
AGGACACUUUUCACCGACGGAGGACACCAAGAUGGCGGCCUCCUUACGGUUGGGACGUCAAGGGAUUUUAAUCGGGUUAAGAUUGGGUAUAAUUAAAAAAUGUUCGUGGACACCACAGUCGGGUUGUGGACAUUUGAGGCACUUUUUUCAGACCCCAGCCUUCCUUGGGGCACCCCCACUUAAGGUCCAGAUGCCUGCCCUCUCGCCCACCAUGGAGGAGGGCAACAUUGUAAAGUGGCUGAAAAAGGAAGGUGAGGCUGUGGCCGCCGGGGACGCCCUCUGCGAAAUUGAGACCGACAAGGCUGUGGUCAUCAUGGAGUCUAAUGAUGACGGCAUCAUGGCCAAGAUUCUGAUGGAGGAAGGGAGCCGUGGCGUUCGCCUGGGUACGCUCAUUGCCCUCAUGGUGGAGGAGGGUGAGGACUGGACACAGGUGGAGAUCUCAACUAUGGAGAGCACUCCUCCCACCCCAACAUCCGCCACCACAGCCCCGCCCCCUCCAGCCGCACCACCAUUCCUGGCUCCAGCCCCUCCCCCUCUGGCUACACCCAGCACAAAGACCCCUGGAGAACUACGCCUCAGCCCAGCUGCCCGACACAUCCUGGACACACACGGCCUGGACCCCCUCCUGGCCACACCCACUGGACCCCGCGGCCUCAUCACCAAGGAAGACGCCCUGAAACUGCUGAAGAAAGCUGACACCGAGGGACUUUCUGCUGUCUUGCCGGUCUCUGUUCCUUCCCCUGCCCCUGCCACUGCAGCUCCCAUGCAGGCUUCCACACCACCCACUCCCCCGGCUUCUGGACGGCCUAUGCACCCUCCAGUCUCAGUACCUGGGAAGCCAGGCGCUCCGGGCACCUUCACUGAAGUCCCCGCCUCCAACAUGCGACGCGUCAUUGCCCAGAGGCUCACGCAGUCCAAGACCACCAUCCCCCACGCCUAUGCCACUGUCGAAUGUGACCUGGGUGCCAUCAUGAAGCUGCGCAGAGACCUGGCCAAAGACGAGAUCAAGGUUUCUGUCAACGAUUUCAUCAUCAAGGCAGCAGCAGUGACACUGAAAGAGCUGCCCGAAGUGAAUGUGACUUGGGCGGAUGAGGGGCCACAAGCGCUGGACUCGAUCCACAUCUCCAUUGCUGUGGCAACUGACCGGGGCCUCAUCACUCCCAUCAUUAAGGACGCAGCCAGCAAGGGGGUACAGGAGAUCUCUGCCAAUGCUAAGGCGCUCGCCCAGAAGGCCAGAGAUGGGAAGCUGCUGCCUGAGGAGUACCAGGGCGGCUCCUUCAGCAUCUCAAACCUGGGCAUGUUUGGCAUCAGUGGCUUCAGUGCCGUCAUCAACCCCCCCCAGGCCUGCAUCCUGGCCGUGGGGCGCUCUCGGACAGAGCUCCGCCCCUCUGACAACUCCGGAGAUGGCCCUGCCCUCUGCAGACAGGAACUGAUGACUGUCACCAUGUCCAGUGAUGGGCGUCUUGUGGAUGAUGAGCUGGCCUCCCGUUUCCUGGACAAGUUUCGGGCCAACCUAGAGAAGCCACAGCGCAUGGCACUGGUGUAGCGCAGGGAGAGAGAGGGGAAGGGAUUGAGAAAAGGAGAAUGAAGAGGAGGAGAAACUUGGGGGGGAGGGGGAAGGGGCAGAGUCCAGGCAGAGGGUGCACAGGUCUGUUCAGUUCACCUCAUUCCAGACCCAGCUGUUCUUAAACUCUCAUAGAUGUGCUCUCAUAUAUCAUUUUAUUUGCCAUUUUUCACCAUUUUAAUCCUGCCACCAUCCUCAGUAUUUAGUGCUUUGCAAAAGUAUUCACCCUUGACAGAUUCUCACAUUUUACUGAAUUACAGAUGAUACUGUAUAUUUGAAUAUGCAAUGUUUUCCGAACUACAAUGUAAUCUUUCCAGUAGACUACAUUUAUUUCUAUGUAAUCUAAGAGAUUCCUUAGAGAUCCCUUUUGUCCAUCUUAUACCCUGCACUUUUCCCUUAAAAGUGUGUGGAUGUGCCCUGAAAACACUCUCAUUACAUUACACUCAAGUCCCUGAUAAAUAUUAUGAUGGCUCUAUGUGCUUGGCAGUAGUGCUAUGCCUUUGGCCUGUCCCAUGACAUUCUGCUGGUUGGACUCAAAAAAAUUCUACUGAGACACUGAAAGAAUGUUGGUGUGUUCAAAUUGUGUACAAUUCCUUCCCGUUGUCUUUGUUCUAAGUUAUUG